Molecule: messenger RNA, 8782 nt
Organism: Pantherophis guttatus
Lineage: Eukaryota; Metazoa; Chordata; Lepidosauria; Squamata; Colubridae
Source: RefSeq, a predicted model, not a curated record
AGAGGGAGGCGGAGAAGGAAGAGACCGACUUCUCUGGAAGCUUGGUUAGGUGGCUCAGUGGCUAAGACAUUGAGUUUCUAGAUCAGAAAGGACGGCAGUUCGGGAGUUGGAAUCCCUAGUAUAGGUCUCCUGUGUGAGUAGGGGAUUGGACUACAUGACCUCCAAAGUCCCUUCCAACUCUGUUACUGAGUCCCAUGGUCCCCUGCUGCCCUCCCCAUGCAGGGAACAUGGGGGAUGCCGGUGGGGAUCCAGAGAUCCCUUCCCGCCCCAUGUCCAGGGAAGUGACCAAGUGGGGGAAGAGGAGGGUCGGCUUUGCAGAGGCCCAGCAGGAGAGAAGAGAAGCCGGAUACAGAAGCUGGAAGCCAUUUGAAGUCCUUCCAAGGAUUUUUCUUGGGGGGGAAAAGAGCAGAAUAACUUGCAGCGAUCAGUCCUGCAGCACCAGAAAUGGUUCUGUGAAGGAAAAGGCAUCUGGAGACCCACCAGAGUCCUUGGAGCCAUUUGGAGUUGUUCUGCAGGACAGAGAAAGGAUGGAGACACAACCUUUUGGAAAGGAGGGAAGUGGAAAAGAUCCUUCAGCUGUUCAGCCUGGGAAAGCGGGGAAGCUCUGGACAAGGACUGGGCAGGAGAUCCUGGAGGAAACUAUCCUCCCUUCAGAAGUUCAGCCCUGGAAUUUCAUCCAAUGCCAGGAGGCUGAAGGUCCUCGAAGAUUUUGCAGCCACCUCCAUCACUUUAGUAGGCGAUGGUUGAGAUCAGAAAAGUACACCAAAGCCCAGAUGCUGGACCUGGUGGUUCUGGAGCAGUUCCUGGCUCUUCUGCCCCCAGAGAUGGAGAGCUGGGUGCGGGAGUAUGGAGCAGAGACCAGCUCCCAGGCAGUGGCCCUGGUGGAAGGCUUCCUCCUGAGCCAGGCGGAGGAGCAGAAGGAGCAGGUCGAGUUGCAGUGCUGCACUAUGGAGAUCAGAGAUCCUGAGAGAAAGAAGAAUCCAUCAAAUCCCUCUCAGGAGCUAUUGUUCAGGAGGAUCCCUUGGGAAGAUCAAACUCAGGACACCUCAGGAGAGAAACAAAGAAUGAAACAUUCUGGUUUUUAUGAUGACGAUCAAACAGCGGUUGAACCUCUAAAUCAAGAGAGUUUUGUGUCCUUCGAGGAGGUGGCUGUGUAUUUCUCUGAGGAGGAAUGGUCUCAGCUGGAUCCUGACCAAAAAGCCCUGUAUUCGGAAGUCAUGCUUGAAAACUAUAGGAAUGUGGUCUCUCUGGGUAAUAAUGGGCAGGAGAAUCAAGAUUCCUGUGAACUGUUCAAAGUGAUCAAUGCUAAAGAUGGAACGGAGAAGUUUGGAAUUCAAAUGGAACUAGAAACUCAUAAUAGAAAACAGUCAAAUGAUUGGAAUCAGGAAAGCUCAUCUUUCACUGAUGCUCCGAUACAAGACUUUCUUGCCCAAGAGGAGAAAAGAAGGAAAAAAUAUAUUGGGAAAAGUGUGAAGCCAAUCAAAGCGAAAUUACAAGUAAAAGAACAUUAUUUAAGCGAAAACAAAGGAGAAGAUGCUAUAAAAUGCAGAGAGUCGGGUAACAGGUUCAGAAGAUAUAGUAAUCUUAUUUUCCAUAAAAGGAUCCACUCAGGUGAUAAACCGUAUAAAUGCAUGGAAUGUGGAAAGACUUUUGCUCUGCAUAGUACACUUACUACCCACAAAAAGAUCCACACAGGGGAGAAGCCAUUUAAAUGCAUGGAAUGUGGAAAGGCCUUUGCUCAAAAAAGUACUCUUAUUUCCCAUAAGGUGAUCCACACAGGGAAGAAGCCAUAUAAAUGCAUGGAAUGUGGAAAGACGUUUACUCAGAGCAAUGGGCUUACUAUCCACAAAAAGAUCCACACAGGGGAGAAACCAUAUAAAUGCAUGGAGUGUGGAAAGACCUUUGCUCAGAGCAGUGGACUUACUAUCCACAAAAUGAUCCACACAGGAGAAAAGCCAUUUAAAUGCAUGGAGUGUGGAAAGACCUUUGCUCAAAGAGGUAAUCUUAUUCGCCAUAAAAUGAUCCACACAGGUGAGAAGCCGUAUAAAUGCAUGGAGUGUGGGAAGACCUUUGCUCAAAGUGUUCAUCUUAUUUCCCAUACGAAGAUCCACACAGGGGAGAAGCCGUAUAAAUGCAUAGAAUGUGGAAAGACUUUUGCUCAUUGCAGUUACCUAAGAAUACACCAAAAGAUCCACACAGGAGAGAAUUCAUUUAAAUGUAUGGAAUGUGGAAAGACAUUUGCUCAUACCAAUGACUUAAGAAUACACAAAAAGAUCCACACAGAGGAGAAGCCAUUUAAAUGCAUGGAAUGUGGAAAGACCUUUGCUUAUAGUAGUCGACUUACUAUCCACAAAAAGAUCCACACAGGAGAGAAAGCAUAUAAAUGCAUGGAGUGUGGAAAGACCUUUGCUCAGAGCAGUGGACUUACUAUCCACAAAAAGAUCCACACAGGAGAGAAACCAUAUAAAUGCAUGGAAUGUGGAAAGACCUUUGCUCAAAGAGGUCAUAUUAUUUUACAUAAGAUGAUCCAUACAGGGGAGAAGCCAUAUAAAUGCAUGGAAUGUGGAAAGACCUUUGCUCGAAGAUAUCAUCUUAAUUGCCAUAAGAUGAGCCACACAGGGGAGAAACCGUAUAAAUGCAUGAAUUGUGGAAAGACAUUUGCUCGGAAGUAUGGUCUUACUUGCCAUAAUAAAAUCCACAUAGGAGAGAAACCAUAUAAAUGCAUGGAAUGUGGAAAAAGCUUUAAACCAUAUAACUUCCUUACAUCUCCAAAAGUGAUUGACACAAAAGAGAAGCCCUAUGAAUGUUUGGAAUGUGGAAAAUGUUUUCGAACAAGCAGGCAACUUACUUCCCAUGAAAGGAUUCACACUGGGGAGAAGAUAUACAAAUGCAGAGUGUGUGGUAACAGGUUCAGAACAUGUAGUAAUCUCAUUUCCCAUAAAAGGGUCCACUCAGGAGAGAAACCAUAUAAAUGCAUGGAAUGUGGAAAGACCUUUGCUCAAAGAGGUAAUCUUAUUUCCCAUGAGAUCAUCCACACAGGAGAGAAACCAUAUAAAUGUAAGGAGUGUGAAAAGACCUUUGCUCAUAGCAGUGGACUUGCUAUUCACAAAAGGCUCCACACAGGAGAGAAACCAUAUAAAUGCAUGGAGUGUGAAAAGACCUUUGCAAACAGCAGUUAUCUUGCUUCCCAUAAAAAGAUCCACACAGGAGACAAGCCGUAUAAAUGCACGGAGUGUGAAAAGACCUUUGCUCAAAGAAGUAAUCUCAUUUCCCAUAAAAACAUCCACACAGGGGAAAAGUCAUUUAAUUGCAUGGAGUGUGGAAAGACCUUUGCUCGAAGAGAUCAUCUUAUUUCCCAUAAGAUGAUCCACACAGGGGAGAAGCCAUAUAAAUGCAUGGAAUGUGGAAGGACCUUUGCUCGAAGAGAUCAUCUUAUCUCCCAUAAGAUGAUCCACACAGGAGAGAAACCAUAUAAAUGUAAGGAGUGUGGAAAGACCUUUACUCAUAGCAGUGGACUUACUGUCCACAAAAAGCUCCACACAGGAGAGAAACCAUAUAAGUGCAUGGAGUGUGGAAAGAGCUUUGCUCAAAGUGGUAAUCUUAUUUCCCAUAAGAUGAUCCACACAGGAGAGAAACCAUAUAAAUGCAUGGAGUGUGGAAAGACCUUUACUCAUAGCAGUGGACUUACUAUCCACAAAAAACUCCACACAGGAGAGAAACCGUAUAAAUGCAUGGAGUGUGGAAACAGCUUUGCUCAUAGCAGUGGACUCAGAAGACACAAAACGAUACACACAGGGGAGAAACCAUAUAAAUGCAUAGAGUGUGGAAAGACCUUUGCUCUGAGCAGUAGACUUACUAUCCACAAAAAGAUCCACACAGGGGAAAAGCUAUUUAAAUGCAUGGAAUGUGGAAAGACCUUUGCUCAGAGCAGUGGACUCAGAAGACACAAAACGAUACACACAGGAGAGAAACCAUAUAAAUGCAUGGAGUGUGAAAAGACCUUUGCACAACGCAGUUAUCUUGCUUCCCAUAAGAUGAUCCACACAGGAGAGAAACCAUAUAAAUGCAUUGAGUGUGGAAAGACCUUUGCUCAACGCAGUUAUCUUGCUUCCCAUAAAAAGAUCCACACAGGAGAAAAGCCCUAUAAAUGCAUGGAGUGUGGAAAGACCUUUGUUCUGAGCAGUGGACUUACUGUCCACAAAAAGAUCCACACAGGGGAGAAGCCAUUUAAAUGCUUGGAGUGUGGAAAGACCUUUGCUCGAAGAGGUCAUCUUAUUUCACAUAAGAUGAUUCAUGCAGCGGAGAAGCCGUAUAAAUGCAUGCAGUGUGGGAAAACCUUUACUCAUAACAGUGAACUUACCAUUCACAAAUUGCUCCAUACAGGAGAAAAAUCAGAUAAUUGCAUAGAGUGUGGAAAGACCUUUGUUCUGAGCAAUAGACUUAGUAUCCACAAAAAGAUCCACACAGAAGAGAAACCAUAUAACUGCAUGGCGUGUGUAAAGACCUUUGUUCUGAGGAGUAGGCUUAGUAUGCACAAAAAGAUCCACACAGGGGAGAAGCCAUAUAAAUGCAUGGAAUGUGGAAAGACCUUUGCUCAGAAUGGUAAUCUUAUUUCUCAUAAAAGUAUCCAUGCUCAGGAGAAAAUAUAUAGCAAUAGCAAUUCUACUUAGACUUAUAUGCCACUCUACAAUGCUUUACAGUACUCUCUGAGCAGUUUACAAAGUCAGCAUAUGGUCCCCAGCAAUCUGGGUUCUCAUUUUAGCGACUUUAGAAGGAUGAAAGGCUGAAUCAACCAUGAGGCAGUCAGGAUCAAACUGCUGGCUCUGGCAAUUAGCCUGUAGUACUGCAUUCUAACCUCUGACUCACCAUAUCUCUCUAUAUAUUUUAUGUGUAAGCAUAUUGUGCCUUUCUGAUUCAAAUGUGACAAGAUGGAAUCCAACGAAAUGAAAUUUAAUUUGGAGAAAAGUAAGAUUUUGUACCUGGGCAGGAAAAACAGAUUACAUGAAACAUGGCUCAAAAACAUUAACUGUCAGAGGGACCUUGGAGUCCGAAUGGAUGAUCACUUAAACAUGAGUCACCUGGGUGUCGCAGCAGCCAAAAAAGCGAAUACAAUGCUUGGUUGUAUAAACAGAGGCAUAGCAUCAAAAUCAUAUGAAGCAUUACUAUCGCUUUAUAAAGCCUUAGUAAGACCACAUCGUGAAUACCACAUCCAGUUUUGGUCAUCACAUUACAAAAAAGAUGUUGAGACUUUGGAAAAAUGCAAAGAAGAGCAGCUAAGCUCUUCUAAAGGCCUGAGGACUAAAACAAGGAUGGUUGCAGGAUUUGAGUUUGGCUAGUCGAGAGAACAGGAUUAGGAGUGACAUGAUAGCAGUAUUCCAGUAUUUGAGAGGCUGCCUUAAAGAGUAGGGGGUCAAUUUUUUCCCCCCGAAGCACCAGAGUACAAGACAAGAAACAAUGGAUGGAAACCAAUCAAAGAGAGAAGCAGCCUGGAAUUUCCUUAUAGAAAGGACAGUUAACCACUGGAACAGCUUGCCUUCAGAUAGCUUGGGUGCAUCAUCAGUGGACAUGUUUAAGAAGAGACUGGACACUUACUUGUUUUAAAUGAUAUAGGAUCUGCUUGUGCUAGAUUAGAAGAACUCCAGGUUCCCUUCCAGCUCUAUUCUGAUUUUGAUUCUGAAUCCUCAAUCUUUUUUUGUGCUGUUUUGCUAAGUAGGAAAUUUUAAAGGAAACAUGAGCAUCAGUGGAGAUUAAGGUUAUCAUUUGGCCUGAAAGUGAUGUGUGGCUGCCAAUAUUUAAAUGGUGGAGAUUCAUCAAUCAUUGCAAGAAACUCCCUCUGAUGUAACUCCCUCUGAUGAGCUUACUAUUGUUGAAAUCUGCCUUUCCACCCUGCCUUUCCACCCUGCUUCACAUUGUGUAAUGCAAGUAAUAACUGAGAAAGAAAACCAUAAGGAGAAGGGAGUUGUAGUGAUGCUGAAUUAAAGAAUGGAACUCAUAGGCUCUUUGUCCUAACUUUGUGGUGAUCUUUCCUUGCCUUCCCUCAUGUUGCCUCUCUCUGGAUGCAAUCAUAUCAAUAUCUUUUUUUAAAAGUGAGGUCUCUAGAACUGGACACAGUAUUCCAAAUGGUGUCUCACUAAAGCCCUAUGUAGCAGGUUGGGACCUUCUUUUUCUUGAUGGUGAUAAGCAUUUUCUGGCGGCAGUGCUGCGAUCCCCUCCCCGAAUCCAAAAUGAGGCGUACAGCCGGCGCUGCGACCUGAAAAUGCUUUCCUCUCUGGUUCCCGAUGCACAUUGCAGGAAGAAAGAGAAGGUGAGUCUGCUGAGAAGGAGGUUUUGGAUGCUCUAGUUAGCAGUACAAUAUUACCUGAGAAAAAGCUACGCAAGAUUAGGUUAACAACUCUUAAUGCCUUUUUGGCAAUGUUGUUACAGUGGGCUCUGUGACUUAGAUCAUUAGAGAUGAAUACAAUGUCCUUGACAGAGUGAGGGUCAUCUACAAGGUCGUGUCCACCUAGUUUGUAUUUUGUGUUCUGAUUUUUUUUGCCAAUGUGCAAGAGACAGAGCAUUUGUGGUUGAGAUUUGAAGUUGCCAAUUGUUUGACCAUUCUGAUAGAUAGUCAAGGUCUUUUUGAAGGGUAGCAGCAUUGUCGGUGGUAUUGAAUAGUUUUACAUCAUCAGUGAAGAACGCAGUUGCUUAUAAUAUGAUCGCAAAAGUCAUUUAUAUAAAGUAUAAAGUGUGUUGGUCCUAAAACGCUGCCUUGGGGGACACAGCUGUCACCCAAGGUGCUGGAUUUGGAAGGGCGCUCCCUAUUUGGACCACUUGUUGCCUUUUUGACAGGAAUGCAGCUAUCCAAUUAUGCAGGGGUCCAGAAAUGCCAUAAGAUUUUAGUUUUAGAAAUAGUUUAUCAUGUACCACUGAAUCAAAGGCUUUACAGAAGUCUAUGUAAAUUGUGUCUAUUGCUUUGCCCUGAUCUAGUUGUGUAGUCCAUAUGUUUUUGCAGUGUAGGAGUUACAGAUUACAGGAUAAUUUUUUCCUGAAACCAAAUUGUUUGUUAGAGAGUAGGUUGUUUGUCUCUAAGUGGAGGAUAAUGGAUUGGUUUAUGAUUGAUUCCAUGACUUUGCAGGUGACGCAACAUAAAGAGAUUGGUCUGUAAUUUUCAACUAGGCUGCGGUCUCCCUUUUUGAAGAUAGGGAUGACUGUGGCUAGUGCCCAUAGGUUGGGCAAGGAGUUGGUCAUGAAAGAUUUUUCAAAGAUUAUGCUUAGAGGUUCUGCUAUGGCAGUGGAAAGCUUUUUUAAGAAGUGGGCACAUAGUCCAUCAGGUCCAAUAGACAGAGAUGGUUUUAGACUGCAUAGUGCAUUUUCAACGUUGUCUUCUGUAAAAUCGAUAUGUAUUAGAUCAUUGUUAAUUAUUUGUGGUACAACUAGGAAAUGUUGGGCAUAAGCCAUUGCUGUUUACAAAGAUUGAGCUGAAGAAUGUGUUAAAGAGGUUGGCUUUAAUGGCUUCAUCAUUACAGUCUUUACCGUUAGGGUGGGAUAGAUCUUUAGUCUUUAAGUUUGUUAUUUACAAAAUUAGAGAAGGCACGGAAGGUUUUAAGGUUAUCAUUUGCCCUGAAAGUGAUGUCUGGAUGUCAAUAUUUAAGUGGAGCAGAUUCCCUAAGCGUUUCAAGAACCUUCUGAUGAGUAUAUCCAUUAGGCAGAAAUGCAUUAGUCCUGAAUCCCUUACUAUUGUUUCAGCUUUUCUUACUUUGCUUACUAUUAUCACAGUCUGCCUUUCCAUCCUGCUUCACAUUAUGUAACCCAAGUAAUAACUGAGAAAGAAAACCAUAAGGAGAACAGGGUUAUAGUAAUGCUGAAUUAGAAAAUGCAACUCAUAGGCUCCUUGUUCUAAUUUUGUAGUGAUCUUUCCUUGCCUUCCCUCGUGUUGCCCAUCUCUGGACUCACACAAUCUUAUCAAUAUCUUGUUUUAAGUGAGGUCUCCAGAACUGGACACAGUAUUCCAAAUGGAGUCUUACUAAAGCCCUAUGUAGAGGGAUAGGACCUCCUUUUUGCUGAUGGUGGUACAUCUGGUGAUGCAUCCCAGAAUGUUAUUUGCCGUCACAGCUGCUUGACCACACUGUUUACUUUUUUUGGAAUUAUCAUUUUUUCAGUGCCAGUGUAAGUUUUUUCACAGAGUUGUGUAAAAAAAGUGCUGCUUGAACUCAUUUGUUAAAACACAGAAUAAUUCUAGACACCUUUAUAUCUGUUCCAACCUUCCUCCACACAGGGAGCGUGAAAGCCAGUGGUGGAUUGCUACUGGUUCACCCCAGUUUGGGCAAACUGGUGGUAACGGCGGAUGGAGGCUCUGCCCACCCGCCCAGACGUCAUCAAAAAUGCUCUGCACGUGUGAGCGAACUGGUAGCAAAGGUAAGCGAAACCCACCACUGGUUAAAGCAAGUAGUGUCAACUCUCAAAACGACUCUAGCUGAGGCCAUAUUUAUCUUGCUUCGUUUCUUAGUUGCCAUACUUAAGUGGGGGGGAGGGGAAAUGUAUGGAAUGUAGAAUGUCUUCCUCCAACGUGCCGGAUAUAAGAACGAUAAGGUUCCUGAGAACCAAGGCCAAAUCAGUGUGCCCAAUAAUGGCAAGAGGGAGUGCUGAGAAGUUCAUCAUCUUCUUUGGCGAACAUGACCUGUGACAUGAGGUGGGUGGACAAUAUAUAUUCUUUACUUAUACCCAAAAUGUGACAAUUAUUAAAUUUUGCUUUCACAUUUGACCGUGCAGAUAUGAUGUACCAAUAAACCUGAUUUUUGAGGAA